Messenger RNA from Uncinocarpus reesii 1704, 1905 nucleotides. RefSeq lists its product as uncharacterized. The record is from RefSeq and is a predicted model, not a curated record. Lineage: Eukaryota; Fungi; Ascomycota; Eurotiomycetes; Onygenales; Onygenaceae. Gene Ontology annotation, biological process: cellular response to oxidative stress. Bases 1 to 1905 code for a protein of 634 amino acids. The transcript is spliced from 2 exons. Gene Ontology annotation, cellular component: cytoplasm.
AUGGCAACCGAGAUUCAGGAAGAUCCUCUCAUUGAGGCUCUUCCCCCUGCAAGUGACUAUCUCACAUAUCUCACCAUUCUUGAAUAUCAGUUAACCCCCGCUCGGCUUCCCACUCUCCACCGUCUGCUUCAAGAUGAAACCUUGACGACAAACAUCGGUUGGGACCUGGUGCAAUUGCUGCUUCCAUUAUUACCAGCAUCAGAGGAGUGCUUGCAGGAUGUUGCCAGACUGGGAAACCCCAGGGAAGUCAUCCUACGAGUCUCGGAUGCCCUGAUGAAGCUGCAUCCUUCGGAUGACCAAGAAGACAGUGAGGGUGAGAACCUUGAGGAAAAGCAAGAUGCAGAAAAAGAAGCCCCGCUUCACAUCAUGCAAUUUAACUGUCUGAUCUCGAUGCUUGCCAUCUUGCACUCCAGAAUCAAAACCCAGUACCCUAGCCGGUUCAUUGCAACGUCUCUUCAUGCUGCAUUGGAAGCAUAUACUGAGUACCCCACGUCCGAAACCACGACUGCAAUCCUUGAAUUCCUAAGGGACAUAUAUGGUGCCAAACGGCCAGCGCUUCCACCGCGAAACGCAAGUGAGCAGUUAGUGUCACGGGCAUGCGGCCCGUCGGGACCGGACCCCGAAGCUGAAGCAGAAAGUGAUGACUCGUUAACCCAAGAGAGAGUGUUGACCCAGAAGCUCUUACAGUUUGGUCUUGUUGAAGUGCUAAAAACCUACCUUUUACAUUGCACGUCUAAACAACCACCUGGGAUGCAAUGGACAUUACGCCUGCACGAAAAGCUCGACCCAGGUCCUGUACUGCCAACGCUCAAUUUAACUGAACACUUUAGUUGCAUGGAAUAUGCGAAGGAGAGGGACGCAACAAUUGGAAAGAUCACCGCAUUGUCCAGGGAUUUUGGCUUAGAAACAGAGGAAUUGUUGCGAGUUGCCGCACAUAAGGGUGGCGGCGAUUCAGCACCUCUGGAUUUUGACAAUGUACCUCAAUCCGCUGAUGACAUCGCAUUAGAACGACAUGGAUGCCUUAUUCUUCUUGCUGCUCGAUAUACAACUACCGUCCUUUUUGGGUCAGCACAAUUAGAAAGACCUUUGACACUAUACCCAGAAAUCUCAACAAUGUUCGAAAAUUUCAUCAAUGGCGCCCAGACAGGGAGUUUGGAAGAGGUCACUAUGGAAAUACCCACUCCUCUACUCGAUUCUCUCCUCGCACUUGCGUUGAUAUCUGGUCACUUCCACCCUAAUACAAUGCCCAACAACGAUUCUGAUUUCGGCAAACUUGUCCUUUCAAUGGUCGCGUGUACCCGCGCUCCUAAUCUUCGGCAACUAAGCCGUGUUGAGAAGGUGCCUACUAAAAUCUUUAGUGAAAAUCCAAGCACUCAAAGCAAGUACAACUUGAUCCGUCAAAUAUUUGAUGAUGAAAGUCUCCAGUAUGCCAGAGAAUCAGCGAUAAGCUGGUUUAAACACGAAGUACUUGCUGGGGCAUCGAAGCCUACUGACCCAUCCAACCCUUUCAUUUCCCCACAAUCCUUUAGUGUUCUUUUCUGGGUCGUCUACAAACCCUUGCCUGACUACUAUUCCGAUCUGAAUUCCCUACCGACACCAGCUUUGUCAACCGAGUGGAUGAGAUUUAUCAGCCGGUUAGCCAAUUUCUAUACCGUGGCCCUUAAUUUCUACUACAUGCUAUGCAAAUCGGGACCGUUACACAGCAGACUGGACCUUCAGGGAUUGGACCUUGAAUUUAGAGCAAAGUUUCUUCAUCCUGUCAGGGAGUUUGCAAAAAGUAUCCGUGAUAACGAUGUGGUUUCUGACAGGAUUGUAGAAGAGCUGGGCGAGGAUAUAGCGCGGGUAGGAAAGUCGGCGGCGGAUGUUGUGUUGCAUGUUAUUGGGGAAAUCGAAGCGGUGGAAUAG